Molecule: messenger RNA, 2378 nt
Organism: Protopterus annectens (West African lungfish)
Lineage: Eukaryota; Metazoa; Chordata; Ceratodontiformes; Protopteridae
Gene: MCMDC2
Product: minichromosome maintenance domain containing 2
Exons: 17
Biological process (GO): double-strand break repair via break-induced replication
Molecular function (GO): DNA binding; single-stranded DNA helicase activity; ATP binding
Source: RefSeq, a predicted model, not a curated record
GACGACUGCAAACUGGAUUCUAAACAAAGCUUGGCUGUCUAUCGAUUUAACAUUUGUUUAAAUCCUUUGGAUCUUACUGAAAUAGAUGCAAGACUAGGAAAUUAUGUGCUACAUGAACCUAUGAAAGCUGCUCAGAUUUUUCAGUCUGUGUGCUUUGUAGCAAUCAAAACCUUGUCUUUACUUGAUCAGCUAGAGACAGAAUCUCAGGUUUUUGUCAUCCUGAAGCCUACACACUUGCCUCCUCUUCCAGAGUACUUCCUUAAUCUUUGUGAGUUUCCAAGAAACUUUAAAUCCCAGAGAUUUUAUGUGAUUGAAGGAGUGGUACUAGCAAAGACAAUGCAAACCAAAUAUACACAAGGGGCCAGAUUUCUUUGUUCAGAAGCAAGUUGUCCAUUUUCUUCAGGCUUUCACUACAUACGAGUUCACAUACCUGGUGCAACAGAGUCAGUGGUAAUGAGAACCGAUUUGAUCUGUGCUUUAUGUGCUUCACCACUGAGAGAGGAUGUGAAAUUCAGAGUACUUGGAGAUAAGCAGAUAGUUGAAAUUGCUGACACAAGGAUCUUCAGUGUCUUUCAAGGGCAUCCAUUCAACAAGAUGUUUCCCAGAUUUCAAACCCUCACUGUAUUUUUAAGAGAUGAAUUGUCUGAUAAAAUGAAGAUUGGAAGUUUAUAUAGCAUUAUAGGCAUUCUAUCCCAUAUAGAGGCUAAUUCACAAAUCACAGUUUGUGUGGAAGCUAACAGUAUACAAACUCUGGUACCUAAAGGUCCAGUUUGUAUUAGCAACAAUUUUUGGCAUUUACUGUCUUCAACAUCUUGUUCUCCCUGGAGGUUCACAGCUAUCGUUGCCAAUUUAUUUGCAUCACACAUUAUUUCUCCUGGUACUUACAGCACUUUAAAACUCUGUCUUCUGCUGAGUCUUGUGCAGACAUGUGAAGAAGAGACAAAGACUGUAGAAAAUCUACACCUUUUGAUUAUGGCAAAUGACAUGCUGAUAAUAGAUAGACUUUUAACUUACAGUCUCUGCAUUUUACCUCGUGGUAUGCGACACAGUGCUUCAGGAGAUAUGUUUGCUACAGUCUCCAAGGAUGAACAUGGAACUGGCAUUGCCAGUAUUCAUGCUGGUACUGCCUUAAUGGCCAAAGGAGGCAUCUGCUAUUUAGCCGAAUUGUCUUCCUACAAAAAGGAUAAAUUGGAGAUGCUCCAGUCAGCUUUGGAGACCAGGAGUACUACAGUAUUCAUUCCUGGAAAGAAGUAUGGGGAAGAUGCAAAUCAGCAGCUUUCCUUCCCCCUACAGUGCUCUUUCUGGGCUAUGUCUUGAGAGGUACAUACCAAACGGAGCAUUCAGACAGACCAGGGAGUAGCUGGACUUCAGGAAAUCGGUUCCAUUUCCAGCAGCCUUGUGGAAGGCUUUAGUUUGUUAAUUCAGUACACAGUGUCAAGUCAAGACAAUACAUUUAUACCGCUGGUUCAUCACACUCUAAGGAAAGCUAUAGUCCCAGAAGAUGUCAUAUAUGAUGUUUCACAGCAAUUCACUACAGAAGAUUUUGAACAGCUUAUUUUAGUUGCCAGAAAUAUUUCUCCUGAACUAAACUCUGAAGCAGAGGCAUUAAUUCAUGGAUAUUACCUUGCAAGCAGGAGAGUGAGAAGCAAAUCUGUUCAUGGAUCAGAAUUAUCUGCUUCAGCACUGAAGAUCUUAAUUUCAUUGUCUGAAGCUCAUGCUAAACUGAGCUUGAGAAGAAAAAUAAUUAAAGAAGAUGCCCUAAUUGCGGUUUUGCUGUUUGAAAUGUCUCUCACCUUAAAACAUGGUGCAUCCAUGUUUUCUGUAUCCCCCAAUUCAGUAUUUCCAUUUGACUUCUGUGAUGAAACAUACCUUCAUCAAAGAGACAUCUACCUGACACAGUGUUAUCAGCAGCUAGUUAAUUUUAUUUCCACCUGUGCACCAGGAGCUGCAGCUCACAUGCCUGAAGAGUAAAUGCUGAUUUAUGGGACACUGGCUUACUGGUGUGCAUCUCUAAUAUUUUGCUGUGGGAACUCCUCAAUAGGACUGAUUUCUGAGUAAUAUGUGCUGAUGCAUCAAGAUGUGCAGCAGCCUCAGAGAGGAGUGAAUGGAAGCAAAAUCAUGGCAGCAGUAGGAACACCAGUGUUGACUUUUCAGGACAACAUGCUAAACAAAUGAUUUUGAAAGUUAUUUUAUGUAUUUUAAGCAAGUUUUAGUUAUUAUAAUAUUUGAUAUGUUAAUAUGAUGUAUAAUUUAUGAAAUACAAAUGCAAUGGGAAUGAUACUUUCUUCAAAAAUGAGAAGUGAAGAAAAAUACCAAUAUUUGUUCGUGUGUGUGUGUGUGUGUGUGUGUGUGUGUGUGUGUGUGUGUGUGUGUGUGUG